Messenger RNA from Schistosoma bovis, 3213 nucleotides. NCBI's taxonomy places the organism in Eukaryota, Metazoa, Platyhelminthes, Trematoda, Strigeidida, Schistosomatidae. The record is from the annotation of a GenBank genome assembly.
UGGUUGUCUCAAACUAAUCCUCAUCUUAGUUAAUUUAGUACCAAUGUGCAUUCAAUAGUAGAAGUACAUCUUUGUUUACAUCCACCAAACCUCAAGGUAUAUGUUCACAGCGUUAAGUUUCGCGGCUCAAAAAAACAGUAGUAAGUGUUGAACACGCUUUAAGCUUCGUAGAGGUGUUGUUUUCCCACUACAGUAACUGAUGUCCGGCCAAAUUACAGCCCAUACGAAAUAAUUUCGGCUAUAUACCUGAUCUUUCAACUGUUGUCUUCCUGGAUACCGAUCUCCCGUUCCGAACUCACGGUGCUCAAACGGUACAUCCGAGCAAUUUAUACUGAUGGAAGACGACAUUCUGCGUCUCACAAAAAAAUAUAUUGGAGAUUCACACGUUAAAAGGUGUCAGGAGAGAUCAAUUAAAAGGAAAAAGAAGCUCAUCACCGUACUAGAUCAGGGACGGCUUCCAGAUGUAGGCUUUUCUGAAGCCGAUAUCGAAUCGUUACUUCUUCAAAUAUCAUCUUUCGAUUCUAAUAACUGGGAGAAUUCUGUGGGUGUUGGAGAACGAGAAGGACGAGUACUUGUGAACUUUAUUCGUCGUCGUCAUUAUGGGUUUACACACGGUAUUGGACGUUCUGGUGAUAUAGCUGCUAUUCAACCAAAAGCUUCUGGUUCAAGUCUUAUUUGUCGACUAACUAAUCAAUUGUUACUUGAUUGGUUAAGAAAAUCAGGAUCACCAAGUACAUCUGCAUGCUUUCUUGUUCCAAUGGCUACUGGAAUGUCGUUAACACUAUGUUUACUGGCUAUGAAAAGACGUCGUUCACGUCGAGCUAACUUUGUAUUAUGGUCACGUAUUGAUCAGAAGUCGUGUUUUAAAUGUAUGCUGGCUGCAGGAUUAAUACCUAUCCCUAUUGAAUUAGUCACAGAUAAUUCAAAUGAUCAACUUUGUUCAAAUCUUGAUGCUUUAGAGAUAGCAUUAAAAAAUCCUGCUAAAUAUUUGUUAGAUCACUGGCCAGAUGCAGCACAAGCUUAUAAUGUAGAUGAUAAGUCGAUAGAAAAUUCUACAUCUGAUGAUAUUGUGUGCAUUUUUACAACUACAAAUUGUUUUGCACCUAGAGUUCCAGAUAAACUACAUGCAAUUACUAAAUUGUGCAUUAAAUAUGGUGUAUCACAUUUAAUCAAUAAUGCUUAUGGUGUACAAUCACCUAGAUGUAUGCGAAUGAUUGAAUCAGCUGGAAAAUUAAUCAUUGAACACAAUUUAAACACAUCAAAUUCAUGUAAUCAACCAAUUGAUUUGUUAUAUGUACAAAGUACUGAUAAAAAUUUAAUGGUACCAGUUGGUGGAGCUGUAAUUGCUGGAUUUUCUACUGAUUUAGUUGAUUUUGUCGCCAAACUUUAUCCCGGUCGAGCUUCAGGAUCACCAACAUUGGAUGCUUUUGCUACAUUACUUUAUCUUGGUAAUAAAGGUUGGAAUGAUUUAAUUCAACGUCAAUCUAUAUGUUUCAAACGAUUACAUAAUGGAUUAAAACAAUUAAGUGAAAAAUUUAAUUUAAAAUUAUUAGAUACUUCAUCCAAUCCUAUUUCAUUAGCAUUAAGCUUAGAAAAUCUUCUUCCUAAAACAAUUACUAUACAGAAAUUCGGGAAAAAUAACAUGAUAGAAGAUAAUCAGAAACGAGAGAUAUUUCGUCAACUAACACAAAUUGGUGCUAAUCUAUUCACACAAGGAUGUUCAGGUGUAAGAGUUGUUCUACCGGCAUCUAUGCAAAAUUCUAUCAAAUUAGAUGUUUAUGAAUUUGAUGGAUUUAAUUCACAUAGUUCCACAUCUAUUAUACCUUAUGUUAAUGCAGCUUCAUCAAUUGGUCAAAAUGAAUAUGAAAUUGAUGUAUUUAUUAAAAAACUUGAUAAAAUUUUACAAUAUUUUCAAUAUUACAUCAUAAAUAAUUAUAAUAUUGACUUAAUGAAUACUGUUACGACUAUGACUACAAUAAAGGAUGAUGAUGAUGAUAAUGACAAUGAUGAGAUUGAUCAAGAUAAUGAUGUUUUGUCCAAAGAAUCAUUCAAAUUGAAUUCCCGCUUUAUCUAAUUUGAAUUCAAUAUUCAAUUGUGUAAAUACCACAUAUAUGUAUAUUGUGUUUUGUUUUUUCGCGCCCUUUUUUUGUUGUUUGUUUGAAAAUGGUAUCUGUUACUUUUGUUAUUUCUAUUAGUUACCUUUGUAAUUUCUUGUUUAGAGAUUUAUUGAUUUUCUAUUUUGUUAUUUUUGUUGUUGUUGUUGAUGUUUUUCUUUUUUUUUCGUUUCUUUCUCCUUCUUCUUACUUUUGCAUUUGUUUUAAUUUAAAGUAAAGAAGUAAAGGGAUAUUCAUGAAAUGAUUAACAUUGUUUAUUCUAUUCAUAUAUAUAUAAAACAAAUUAUAUUCAUCUUCAUUACUUAAUGACUAAUGCCUGUUACUCCUAAUGGAGUAUAAGCCACUGACCAUCAUUGUCUAACCCAAUCUGUCCUGGGUCGAGGCGGAGUUAUUCAUCUUCAUUAGUAUAUAUAUAUAUACAUCUUAAUUAUAAAUCUAAAUGAAAUUGGUAUUUAUUUAAUGAGCUCAUACUAUUUGAUGGGUGGAAUAUGAUUUAUUACCUUUAAAUAGUUUAACAAUAAUCAUAGAAAGAUGAAUGAUUUCAUAACUGUGAUGUUGUCUAAUUCAAUAUAGACAAUUGUAUAAGUAGUUUAAUAGUAGUAUUGUUAUUAUUAUUAUCAUCAUUUAAAUGGGUGUGUUAUUAAUUAUGAAAAUACAGAGAGAUUAGUUCAUUCUAUCUCAUGUUCCUUUGUAAGUGAUACAAAUGAGGUCUGUUUAUUUUUUAUUUGUGCUAACUUCAAUCUUGAUAGUGAAUAUUCAAGUGACUAGAUAAGAACAAUAGAGAAUUGUAACUAGACUACUAUUUUCUAUGUCACAAAAGUGUUCAUAGAUCAAUGUGAAAUUUAGUUUGAAAAUUUCUGUUGAAUGAAUAAAUACAGUUCGACAUGCAACAACAUUUGCUCAGACUAUUGUAACCAAAUGGUUGGAAACUCUGGAUGACAUGGCUCAUAAUUGAUCACUAUGGUGUAGGUGUAUACACUCUUUAUCUCCCCUUGAAUCGUGAGAUUAAGAUUGUUUUAUACUUUUCUUUCGACGAACUAAUUCUUUAUUUCUAUACUAUAUCUUUAUUUACAACCUUUUUUAUAAAUUAAUACCAUUG